Messenger RNA from Corylus avellana, 597 nucleotides. Its product is annotated as thioredoxin H-type. The record is from RefSeq and is a predicted model, not a curated record. Gene Ontology annotation, molecular function: protein-disulfide reductase activity. Lineage: Eukaryota; Viridiplantae; Streptophyta; Magnoliopsida; Fagales; Betulaceae.
UUAUCCAUCGAGCAAAUAUCAAAUCACAGCUUGGAAAGAAAGAAAGGAAUCAGAGAGAAAAUGGCGGAAGAGGGACAAGUGAUUAGCUGCCACACCGUUGAAGCUUGGAACAAUCAUCUCCAGCGGGAAAACGAGUCCAAGAAACUGGUGGUGGUGGAUUUCACGGCUUCAUGGUGUGGACCAUGCCGUUUCAUGGCCCCAAUUCUGGCAGAGUUUGCUAAGAAGAUGCCCAAUGUCACAUUCCUGAAGGUUGAUGUGGAUGAAUUGAAGACUGUGGCUGAGGAAUGGGCUGUGGAGGCCAUGCCAACCUUUUUGUUCCUCAAAGAAGGCAAAUUAGUGGACAAGGUUGUGGGUGCAAAGAAAGAGGAGUUGCAUCUUACUAUAGCAAAGCAUGCCAGUACUGCUGCUGCUUGAUUUGUAAUGUAGAGGAUAUAUGAACCUCAAUGCUAAUUUCUAGUUCGUCUUGGACGAACAGUGUGUAUUUAUGGGUCUUGUGGACGAUAUGUAGUAUCUGUGCGUAGCUCAUAUGUGCAUGUCUGCAGAGCUACAUGUUACCCUUUCCUAUAUUUGAAAUAAUAUAAAAUGCUUUUGGUGCAA